Molecule: messenger RNA, 3713 nt
Organism: Emys orbicularis (European pond turtle)
Lineage: Eukaryota; Metazoa; Chordata; Testudines; Emydidae
Gene: FNBP4
Product: formin binding protein 4
Exons: 17
Coding region: 7-2775 (922 amino acids)
Molecular function (GO): protein binding
Source: RefSeq, a predicted model, not a curated record
CCCCAAAUGACUGCACCUGCUGGACCAGCAGCUGUCAAGCCAACAGGUGGCUUAUGUUUGCUCGGUGCGUACGCAGACAGUGAUGAUGAGGAGGGAGAGGCACCUGAGAAAUCAGUGCCGUCCACAGAUGCAAACGGCAACAAUUCAACGGACAUUGACAGCACGCUGGCAAACUUUCUGGCGGAGAUUGAUGCCAUUACGGCUCCGGCCCAGCCUGCUGGAUCCACGGGUGCCUCCGCCGCGCCCCCGCCGACUCCGCCGCGCCCAGAGCCCAAGGAGUCUGCCUCGAGCCAUCCCUCGGCUACGGCGAACGGGACGGGCUCUGCCCAGUCGGCGGAGUGGCAGUAUGACACCCAGUGCUCGUUGGCAGGAGUGGGCGUGGAGAUGGGAGACUGGCAGGAGGUCUGGGAUGAGAACACUGGCUGCUACUAUUACUGGAACACGCGGACCAACGAGGUGACCUGGGAGCUGCCGCAGUACCUCGCCACCCAGGUCCAGGGGCUGCAGCGCUAUCAGCCCAGCUCUGUGGCAGGUGUCGACGGGAGUUUCCUGGUGGCUGCAGACCUGUACCCUCAGGAGAAAGGGGUUGCUGUUGCCAGCAUUAGCCGUGGGACUGUCCUACCCAAGCGAGAGGUGAAGAAGGAGGUGAAUGAAGGCGUACAGGCUCUCUCGAGCAGCGAAGAGGAGAAGAAGGGGGUGGCGGCGUCCCUGCUGGCUCCGCUGGUCCCCGAGGUGGUGAAGGAGGAAGAGGAGCGCUGGAGGAGGAAGGUGAUCUGUAAGGAGGAGGUGGAGCCGGUGCCAGCGGAGGAGGUGGCCGCGGGAGAAGCGUCGGUGGCUGCUGACGAGCAGGACCCUUGCAGGGAUGCUCUGGAAGACCCUUCCCAGGAGGGUCUGUGCAGCGUGGUGCAGUCAGGGGAGAGCAGCGAGGAGGAGGAGGAGCAGGACACGCUGGAGUUGGAGAUGGUGUUGGAGAGGAAGAAGGCGGAGCUGCGAGCCUUGGAGGAGGGAGAUGGCAGCGUUUCGGGUUCCAGCCCGCUCUCCGACGGGAGCCAGUCAGCAUCUCUUGACACAGCGCCCAAGCCGGCGUCCAUGCAAGGGAAGUGGAAGCUUUUUGUCGGGGUUGCCAGCCCAGAGUCCACCAGCCGCGGCUCUAGCAAGACUGGCCGAGAGACUCCAGAAAUCAAGGAAGCAGCCAUUGGCUGGUCGAGUGCAGAAGCAGCCGAGGAGACAUCAGACAAAGAGCUGGAGCCAGAGGAGGUCCAGGACAAAGUGAAAGCGCAGGGAGCGCCCAAAGCAGAAGAGGAGGAGCAGGACCUGAAGUUUCAGAUCGGAGAGCUGGCAAAUACCCUGACUAGUAAGCUGGAGUUCCUGGGCAUCAACAGACAAUCCAUGUCCAACUUCCACAUGCUGCUGUUGCAGACCGAGACCCGGAUUGCAGACUGGCGCGAAGGAGCUCUCAAUGGAAACUACCUCAAACGCAAACUGCAAGAUGCAGCCGAACAGCUAAAACAGUAUGAAAUAAACGCCACCCCUAAAGGCUGGUCCUGCCACUGGGACAGGGACCAUAGGCGCUAUUUCUAUGUUAACGAGCAGACAGGAGAGUCCCAGUGGGAGUUCCCGGAUGGUGAGGAGGAAGAGGACGGGCAGGCCCCGGACAGUAAAGCUGAGGCUGUUCCCAAACCAGCUCCGAAGGAGAAAGCUGAGUCCGGUGGUGACUCCACGGUGGAGAACUCCACAGGUCCUCUCAGCAAAGAGCCCUUCUCCAGCCAAGUUCCUGCCACGUCCCUCGUGCCACUCACUCCGUUUUGGACUCUGCUUCAGUCUUCUGUCCCCGUGCUCCAGCCCCCACUGCCCUUGGAGGUGCCCCCACCUCCCCCACCUCCGCCAGAGUCACCCCCACCACCACCGCCGCCACCACCGCCUCCUGGGGAGGACGGAGAGAUCCAGGAGGUGGAGAUGGAGGAUGAGGAAAGCGAGGAACCACCAGCCCCAGGAACAGAGGAAGAUGCUCCUCUGAAACCGCUUCUCCGCCCAGCUGUCACCAGCAGCCAGAGUAACUCCGAAGGCAGCGCCUCCGCCGCCCUCACCGCUAAGCCGCAGAAGAGGAAAGCCGGUGAGAUGAGCACGGGGCUGGUGCAGCGAGCAGCGACCAUCGGCAGCUGUCCCGUUCUCUACAGCCAGCCCGUCAUGGCAGCCAGCCAGGGCGGCGUCUGCAGCGGGGGCUGCCAGGGACGUACCAACCUCCAUCUCUCUGCUGUGUCCACAGGCCCUCAGCCCAUGGGGCUGAGUCUCCAACCGAGUUACCUGGGCGUGACCGCGCCAGCCAUCAUGAGCUAUUCGGAGUGUGCUGUGCCCACAGGGCUCGCGGCCACCAUGGCGCAGCCAGCCCCUGCACGAGGAGCCCUGCCUGUCAAGGGGGCCACGGAGCAGCCGCCUCCCCCUCCUCCGCCGCAGCCGCCACCUCCGCCUCCCCCAACCACCAAAGCACCGCCUCCCGAGAAACCUCGCAAGGGGAGGAGGGACAAGGGCAAGAAGGGGAAAGCGAAGAUGCCGUCGCUAGUGAAGAAGUGGCAGAGUAUCCAGCGGGAGCUGGACGAGGAAGAGAACUCCAGCUCCAGCGAGGAGGACCGGGAGCUCACCUCUCAGAAACGUAUUGAGGAGUGGAAGCAGCAGCAGCUAGUGAGUGGCAUGGCGGAGAGGAACGCCAAUUUCGAGGCUCUGCCGGAGGACUGGCGAGCGCGGCUCAAGCGGAGGAAAACCACUUCGAGCACAUGAGGCAUCGGCACUGUUUUUUUUUUUUUACCAUGUGUACAGUUUAAAGCCUCUUACCGAUACAACUGUUGUCAAUAAAUUGUAACCGUUUGGGGCAUCCCGUUUCAGUUGAAUGGGCUGAUGCAGCGAUCCCCUAGACUGGGACCUCUCCAGGGUGGGAGCCGGGAUGUGAAAGGCCUGUUAGGUAAUGGGCGGCCUUGACCGGCCUUGUGCUCGCCGUUCGGCUCCUCCUGGCACCGUGGGGGCGCUGGGCAUGAAUAGUCCGUUUUGGGGUUGGGCUCUGGCAGCGACUGCACCAGGUGAACCCGCCCCCCCGCACCACGCUUGGCCUGGCUGGUAGAGCCGAGUCGAGCUCAGAACCCUCGCCCUUCCCCUUGCGGUUUAAGGAGAAGGCGGCUCUUCCUUGGCUUUCAGACCUCGCUCUCUCAGACGCCUCCUGGCGUUGCCAUUCCCAGCAUCUCUGGCCCGAAGGUGCUGCAGCUCUGUCCCGCGCCGAGUAGGAACCCAUGUGCGCACUUCCUCCAUCAGACCAGCCAGUGGCCCAGACGAGCCCUUCACUCGAUUCCAGGGCUGUCUGUGCAGGCCCUAGUGCAGUGACUAGACAAGUCCACCUUGCCUGGGCCAUAAAACCUUUGGUUGGCCCUUGGACACGUUUACCAGCCAGCUGGGAGGUGGUGGGAGGCCAUGUGUCAGGAGCUGUUUGCUCUCUAGUUCUACCCCAUUCUAGGCCCCACCUCCUUUCACUCCCCAUCAGUCCCCCAAUUUCAGCAAAAGUAGCUUUUGUCCCUGUUAAGCCCCCCCGCCCCCCUCCUUUGGCUCAGAAUCAGGUAAAAGUCACUUUCUUCCCACGAAAGGGAAGGCAGCUCGGGUUUCCAGCCGUUUGUAUUUCUCCAGUUUUUGGCUUUGUAAAUUUGUACAUAGACCUGAAUAAAAUCCCUUUU